CUGCAAUCUGAUUGGCUGUUGGAAUCCUACAAUUUGAAGAAUCCUGCAAACCUCUUUGGCCUAUGGUCUAUGUUUUCCAAACUGAAACCUUUUGGCGCCUUUCAGCUCCCCCUGAUGUUACUCAGGUAAGGGUGGUCACCCGCUCUGAGACUCAUCUAGAGCUGAAGUGGACCAAAGUCAACAACAACAAGAACUACAACUACACACUGAGAGACAGCAGUGGAGCAAAGAUCAGCAUCACUGGAUCAGAUGCAGAGAACACAGUGAAACACACAGUCUGGUCUCUAUUUCCUGGGACAAAGUACUCUUUCACUCUCUUUACUGUGUUUGAGGGAGUGAGCAGCACAGGAUUUCAGUUUUCAGAGAUUACGGCUCCCUCUGAUGUUACUCAGGUAAAUGUGGUCACCCGCUCUGAGACUCACCUAAUGCUUGAGUGGAACAAAGUCAACAACAACAAGAACUACAAUUACAUACUAAGAAACAGCAAUGGAGCAGAGACCAGCAUUGCUGGAUCAGAUGCAGGGACCAAAGUUAAUGUGGUCAUUCGCUCUGAGACUCAACUACAGCUGGAGUGGACCCAAGUCAACAACAACAGGAACUACAACUACAUACUGAGGGACAGCAAUGGAGCAGAGACUAGCAUCACUGGAUCAGAUGCAGGGGCCACAGUGAAGCACACAGUUCGAUUUCUGCCUCCUGGGACAGAGUACUCAUUCAAUCUCUUCACUGUGUUUGAGGGAGUGAGAAGCACAGGGUAUAAAUUCUCAGAGGUCACAAUUCCCCCUGGUGUUACUCAGGUUAAUGUGGUCAUUCGCUCUGAGACUCAACUACAGCUGGAGUGGACCAAAGUCAACAACAACAGGAACUACAACUACAUACUGAGGGACAGCAAUGGAGCAGAGACCAGCAUCACUGGAUCAGAUGCAGGGGCCACAGUGAAGCACACAGUUCGAUUUCUGCCUCCUGGGACAGAGUACUCCUUCAUUCUCUUCACUGUGUUAGAGGGAGUGAGAAGCACAGGGUAUAAAUUCUCAGAGGUCACAAUCCCAGCAGUGGUGCCCCAUUUGAGUUGUGAGCCUGGAGACUACUCUCUGAGUCUGAAGUGGGUGGAACCAUUUGGUGUGUGGACUGGAGUGGAGGUGAAUGUGAGUGGCAAAAGUUAUGAUUUUGUAUCAGGAACAGAACUGAUAGUGACUGGACUUCAGCCUGCUCAGACCUACAGCAUCAGCGUCACAUCACUCUCUGGACUCAUGAGGAGUUCACCUCUGUGGACCAGCUGUCAAACUGAUUCAACGGUGAUCUGGGUGCCAGUGCUGGUCAUCAUACUGCUGGGCCUCCUGUCUGCUGUAGGGGGGGUUCUACUGUGUCGAAGGAUCAGGAAACCAGUGAUAGCUCAAGAGGAGCCUGUGCAUAAAACUCCUGACCAGUCACAUAUAUAUGUCAACACCAUUGAUCUAUGUCGCCUGGGUUCAAAGAAUAGUUCCCAGCUGGACAAGCAAACCAAGCCACAGUCAGACAAUAUCUAUGAAACUCGUUUCUCAUUUAAUGACAUACUUAGUUAAACCAUAUGUGCUAUGAGAACAUU
Sardina pilchardus (European sardine) is the source of this 1585-nucleotide messenger RNA. RefSeq names its product receptor-type tyrosine-protein phosphatase H-like. Gene Ontology annotation, molecular function: protein binding. Gene Ontology annotation, cellular component: signaling receptor complex. The transcript is spliced from 10 exons. The record is from RefSeq and is a predicted model, not a curated record. Gene Ontology annotation, biological process: peptidyl-tyrosine dephosphorylation involved in inactivation of protein kinase activity. Bases 63 to 1562 code for a protein of 499 amino acids. Lineage: Eukaryota; Metazoa; Chordata; Actinopteri; Clupeiformes; Clupeidae.